CGAGCGAGCGCGGAGCGCAGCCCGGCAUGGACACCUGAGACCCGGCCCCGCCGCUCGGCUCCCCGGAGAGCCCCCGCGGGAGGAUGGGACCCGCCGCGGGAGGUCGCGAGCUGUGGGCAUUCAUCCUCUGGGCUGGGCUGGUGCUAGCCACGCAACUUGCUCUGGGAACUGUGGAGGAAGCCUGCAACUGCAGCACAGCCGUGGCCUUCUCGGAUUUUCAGGCAGCUCCAGCCCUCCAGACAUGCUGUUUGAACUUCACGGGGACUGAAAUUGGCUCCCUGGACUGGAGCCUCUUUGGUGGGGUAACAGGCCUGAGAGAGCUAUACCUCUCGCACUGCGGCGUGUUGGACAUUGUCAAUGCGCCCGGUGCGCCCGGCAGGCUGGAGAUCUUGCACUUGGAUCACAAUCAGUUGGAAAAGCUUCCAGAAAGUUUCCUAGAAGACGCCCCGCGAUUGAGGGUCCUUCGUUUGGACAGCAACAAGCUUCGCAAGCUGCCCAAAUCCUUCCUGAGAGCUUCCACCCAAAUCCAAGAGAUUCACCUUGGCUUCAAUGACUUGGCCUCCCUUCCCGCCAGUGUCUUUAAGCCCUCUCUCACCAGGCUCGGCCUCUCCAACAAUAGCUGGGAUUGCACCUGCGCCUUGCUCGGUGACCUGGAGAAGUAUCCCCCAGAGCCACCCAGCGGGGACAUGCAGGGCCCUGUCGUGGUGUGCAGCACCCCAGAGCGUUACCGCAGCAUGGACAUCCGAGACGUCCGUAAGCAGGAGCUCUGCCGGGCACACAGCUUGACCGCCCUCUUCAUCUGCUUGCCCCUGGUGGUCAUUUUAGCCCUGGUCGCCUGGUGCUUUUGCAGGCAGAAGAGAAAGACGGGCUACGCCCUCAGCCGCAGGCCGGAGUGCCACCUGGCCACAGUGGAGAGGAACGGUGCCAAGGGGCUGGCAGAGCCUCACCGCUACAUCCAGUGUGAGCUGCCCACUGCCCCCACCGAGAGCGAGAAGAACAUGCUGCUGAAGCCCUCCUCCGCCCUGCUGGGGAGCAACAGGGACCUCUACGAAGAGGUGGAAAUCAAGCUGGGGGCCUUGGACGAUUCCUUUGUGCUGGUCAACGAAGGGAGCCUCAGCCAGGAGACGGGCCCCGCGGGGGCACCGCCGGUGGUGGCGGCAGCAGAGGAGCUGGCGGGCAGCGACCCGGAAGCGGAGACCAUGAGCGUGACGGACGUGCUGAAGGACUCGGUGGACCGAGAGAAGCUCUACAUGAGCCAGGCGGUGGAUUAUUACAACCUGGUGCCUGCCAUUGAGCUGGAGGACUCUGACCACCAGGAGUACGAGAACAUUGACCUGCACUGAGGCUUGGCCAGUGAGGGGUGUCCUGGGAACCUGGGGCCGUAUCCUGCCCUUGCUGACACCCAGUGCGCUCCCGGGGGUGGGAGAGGGUGGGAGCUAGUGCGGGAUGCAGCUGGAGGGCAGUGAAUUGAGCUUGUCACUCAAACAACCAUUGUCAUGUCGAUCCAUUGGACUGGAGCGAGAGCAAUUGUACAUGAGGUAUAAAUGUCUGGAAAUGACUUAGGCUGGCUCAUUGCAGAGCGGGACGUGCUGCCUUCCGAAUUCCCACCCCCUUGGCCUGUCACGGUCCGGUCUUCCCACACACUCCCACCAGGCAGGAGUGUAUAACGCCGUCUGUCCCAAAUGCGGAGCCUGAGUCUCACCACCCCAUCAUAGGCUCCCGCGGCCGCCCAAGCCUGGCGCUCAGGGCCAGCCGUCCUUAGCAGGGCUUCGUGCUGCUCCCUGAAUGUCCUGGAAAACUAUCCGACCCUCUCAGGUGCGGCGCGGCUCCCCUCCUCCUGCCGAGGGGGUGGGCACCGCGGCGGCUGCGUGCCCCGCUCCUGCCGGCCUGGGCACGCAGCGGAGGAAGCGUGUCGAGGAGCCGCAGUACCUCUUGCUCCACCGCAUGUGCACCAAGCAGGGGGCACGGAGCCGUCAGCGCGACCCCGUGGGCAGGAGGCAGCUGGAGACAGGUCACGGGCAUGGGGAGUGGGAAGCCCUUGCCCGGCCGAGCCCCAAGAACGAGGUGGUGGCACUGACACGGGUUGGGUCUGAAAAAGGCUUGGGUCGGGUUUUCGUCUCCCUCAGGCUUGAAAAUUAGACCCAAGCAGGCCUCUGCCACGCUCCCACCCCUGGCCUGGGGUCUGGGUAGAGGCCAGGGCACCGGUUCUGCUCCUGCCUUCGGGGUGCAGGUCGGGAAUAUCUCCAUCAAAGCCACUGGGGUGACCCGGCAGCAAAACUGGCAUGAGUGGGAGAAGAAUCAGGCCCUGGAAAUCCAAGGCUGUGCUGCUGGGGACAGAGCAGGGUCACUGGGGGAAGAGGAGGGACCCAACGGUGAGGUGUCUUCGCGGCUCUUGCUGUCCAGAGACGGGCAGAGUCCCUGCAUUUCCCUGCAGGGCAGAGAGGGAACCGGUCACAGCUCCUGGGCCCCCAAACC
Terrapene triunguis (Three-toed box turtle) is the source of this 2475-nucleotide messenger RNA. RefSeq names its product SLIT and NTRK-like protein 1. Gene Ontology annotation, molecular function: protein binding. Lineage: Eukaryota; Metazoa; Chordata; Testudines; Emydidae. Gene Ontology annotation, cellular component: plasma membrane. Bases 84 to 1343 code for a protein of 419 amino acids. The record is from RefSeq and is a predicted model, not a curated record. The transcript is spliced from 2 exons.